This is a messenger RNA of Apis laboriosa (Himalayan honeybee), 825 nucleotides long. RefSeq lists its product as uncharacterized. The coding region runs from base 1 to 825 and encodes 274 amino acids. Lineage: Eukaryota; Metazoa; Arthropoda; Insecta; Hymenoptera; Apidae. The record is from RefSeq and is a predicted model, not a curated record. The transcript has 3 exons.
AUGUUAGUCAGUGUCGUGGAUAUUUUUGUUUUUUAUUUGGUGACGGUUGCACAUUUGACCAACGGUGUAUUGACAACAGAAGCGCCUAGGAAUAUCCAACUAGUAACGAAUUUACAACCACCAGCCCUUAGUUAUCUUCCAACUACCGCCACGGUGUUUCCAAAACUUUCUCGACACAGUGUUUUCACCGGCCAAGCUUUGGACAAUGGGCUAGAAGAUGGAGACCCAGGUAGAGGCUUAAAGGCCGAAAGGCAAAUACAAGCCGGGUAUUCAUACCUGAAACCGUUAUUGAUCGAUCUUCAAUUACCAUUGAAAGAUCAGACGAUUAAAUCAAUCGGCGAUAAGCAAAGGUGGAGCGAAGGCCAAACUUCUGGAGCAACGGCGUUGAGGUUAGGUGAAUCAUGGCGGCCGGGAAACGAGACAAAGCUGAGGCACGAGGUCGGGUAUCGCGCUCACGUACCACACCGAUCAGCGUACAAUGUCGUGGAAGAGGUCGAUGAAUACGUGGCGGACGAUUCGGAUGAAUUGGGGCGUCGUGGGAAGGCGACGAGUCCCCAUCGUAAUUCGCAGGACAUAACGGCGGCCAUCAAAGCCCUCGAUCGCUUCCUGACCGGGGUUCUGAACGAUGAUAGUUACAACAGUGUGCUACAUCCACCGCCCAAUCCUGUUCUGGCCCUCGUCCUGUCUCGAUACGGCCGGUACGUGCCCGGAUCACGAAACUCUCGCGUGUACGCUCACAUGGCCGUAAACAAUAUACACAACAACAAGCCUUUCGGUAGUUAUAAGCUCGAGUGCGACGAAUUGCCCGUCUAUGUUACGAGAUAA